This is a messenger RNA of Coccomyxa subellipsoidea C-169, 621 nucleotides long. RefSeq lists its product as hypothetical. The transcript has 4 exons. The coding region runs from base 1 to 621 and encodes 206 amino acids. Lineage: Eukaryota; Viridiplantae; Chlorophyta; Trebouxiophyceae; Coccomyxaceae. The record is from RefSeq and is a predicted model, not a curated record.
AUGCAGGAACUGCUGAAUCACCCGUUUCUACGGCCCACCGCAGCGGCCGCUCCGGCCACGCCAGACUGCCUCGUGGGGCUGACCCGCGAGCAGCUAAAAAAAGUCCUCACCCAGGUGAGCGCGGCGAGCGCCUCGGGCUGCCCGGCGGACCUGGACACCAUCUCGGAGGAGCUGUUCCGGCAGCUGUCCAGCGGCCAGACCGUGAAUCUGGCCGCCAUCCUCGGCCGCGCCCGCGACGGCUCCCAAUCGCGCUCGCCCCCCGACAACCCGCCCGUGAGCGCAAUCGAGCCAUCAAACGGUGGGCAUGCAGCGGCGGCGCCGCGGGAGGCAGCCGCUGCAAGGCAGCAUGUGCCGGCACCUGUGCAGGCGCCGUCAAGGGCGCCCCUUCAGCAGCACGCAGCAGCCCAGCCUGUGGCCCUGCGGGCGCAGGACAUAAUGGCGGGCCGGGCAGCGCUGAAGAGGGUGGACCCGGGGUCAGUGCGGCCGCAGCCGAGGCCGACGGCAGCCGAGGAUUCGCUGGAGGCGCGGCUGCGCGAAGGCCUGGCCAAGUUCCGCUUCGAUGACACUGCCGGCAGCACCGCGCACGCCGGAGACCGCACCGACGAUGACUUCUCCACAUAA